Fusarium falciforme is the source of this 1896-nucleotide messenger RNA. RefSeq lists its product as hypothetical. The record is from RefSeq and is a predicted model, not a curated record. The transcript is spliced from 4 exons. The coding region runs from base 1 to 1896 and encodes 631 amino acids. NCBI's taxonomy places the organism in Eukaryota, Fungi, Ascomycota, Sordariomycetes, Hypocreales, Nectriaceae. Gene Ontology annotation, molecular function: protein binding.
AUGUCAGCUGGUUCGGCAAGAGCUAUCGUCGUUCAUUGUUAUCACUUUCGCUGGCUGAUCACUAUGUUAACCACACUGCCACCAGAGGUGCUGUCUAAGGUGUUUGAGAAGUUGUCCAAGUACGAGUUGAAAUCGCUUUGCCAUGUAUCAACGGUCGUGAAUGCGGUUGCGGUCGAGGUACUCUGGCGAUCCAUCACGAUCCCGUUGUCAACCAAGUUCAGCUUAGAUCAUGUCGUCGCCACGCCCUUGACGCAGUCACCUCUUCGUCAUACCUCGCAUCUUCAUUUUAUUUCCGAUUUUCAGCGCGUUGCUAGCUAUCAUUGUCAUGGUCAUAGUAAACGUGACGAUGAGAAUGGAUUUGAGAGUGAAUGCGACACCGACGGAGGUCAUAGACACUUCGAGAGCCUCACUCAAACGGCGAAGUCACUCGUGAGCCUGUUCGAGUAUGGCCAACUGCGCAGCUUCAGUUGGGAUCUAGGAACAUGUAUACCAAGUGAAAUCCUUGGGCAACAGGGUGUCCUUUCUAAGCAACAACCGUUGAUUCGAUCAUUAAGAUUGACAACCGACGGCACCUGUCCUCGAUAUCGAUACUUCAACGACAAUGAACGCGAGAGGGGUGUAUUAGCUUUCCACUACCUGGAUAGUCUUUGCUGGCGAUCCCCCCACGCCGACGACCUCGAGGCCCUUGCCGGUGCCAUCCGAAACAACGCGAAACAUUUAUACGAGCUAGAAUUGGAUUUCGUGAACUGGCAGACUCUUCGAGGAGACUUAGGCUACGAGAGUGAUGACGAGGGUGAGGGGCUCGGUUUUUUUGUGGGCAGCAUGCUACAACUGGGCGAGCCCGUGCCCGGCCCCGUGUUCGUAUCUCUCCGAGACCUUUCACUCUGCCAAGUGCCCCUUAGUGCUGUAAUGGCCCGUACAAUCAAGUUUGACACACUCCGGUCCCUCACACUUCGGAAGUGCCCCGACUGGCAUAGGUUCAUCGAACGAGUUGUGCGACUGGGGCAUCCGAUACGACUCAAAGCUUUAGAGAUCCAGGACUGCGAGUGCGUCUCAGGCACCAUGGGCGAAUACGCUCUUGAGGUUUUUCUUGAGGCCUUCAAGGGUCUUGAAGAACUCUUCUUGGAUAUUCCCAGACCUACCUCAACUCUUGAGCUCUGGAACUGCGUUGCUAUUCAUCAAGCCACUCUCAAAAGAUUUGUGCAGCAUCAUACGGUAGUUGGCCGCGCUGGCGAGCUCGCUUCCUUUGAAGGAGCUGGCUUGCUAGAUCGAGGAUUGCACUGGCACGAUCUUUCCAACAACAAGGAAAAGCCUUGGAACAAUCCGCUGAUGGGACUUGACCUUGAAUUCAUAGGCGUGAACUAUAUUACGGAGCCACUGGGACCUAUUCUUCUGCCAUUCGCGCAUAGACCUUCACUAAAGAUCAUUCACAUCCGUCAGUCAGGCUGCGAUCUCCAGCAGUAUCCUUGUUGGGCUAUAGACGAGGGUGUACUGACCUCGGUCGUUACGGGUAUCUCUGACGCCGACACCAGCAGUGCCAUCUCAACCAGCAUUUGGAAAUCCAGUCACUUAGACAACGUCGAUAUCGCUGUCUCGAAAGCCGAGGUUGCCAGAGCUGGAGUGGCUACGAACCAUGCAUUACGAGAUCAAUUUUACCGAUUCGCGGAGUGGGCAUUUGGCCCGCAGGGACUGGUCACGCUGGAAGCGAUUGCUUACGGAGGCUUUGCCCAGGGUGGCCGGGUUGGUAGGCACAGCUUUUUUCUGUGUAGGACUAUGGGUGAUGAGAGCGGUUUUCGCCUGUUGAACCAGGACGGCCCCGGAUGGAAAGCACUGAUGGACAGAUACUGUAAUGCGCUACAGGCCUGUCCAGACGAGCCUCCUCUUGUAAAUACUUGA